AUGCGUUUCACGUGCGUAGAUGCCCCGGUCCGGGAGAAGAGCUGCCGCGGCCAGGCCGACGACGAGCUCCCCGGAGACUGGAGCAUGCUCUCCAUCGGGACUCUCGGCAACGAGCCCACGCCGGCUCCGGCGCCGGCGCCAGAUCAGGCGGUGCCGGACUUCACCAUCGAGGAGGUGAAGAAGCUGCAGGAUGCGCUGAACAAGCUACUCCGGCGCGCCAAGUCCAAGUCCAGCUCCCGCGGCUCCACCGCCGGCGCCGGCGACGAGGAGCAGAACCUGCCGCUCGACAGGUUCCUCAACUGCCCCUCCAGCCUCGAGGUCGACCGGCGGCUCUCGCUCAGGCUGCAGGGCGCCGACGGCGGGCAGAACGGGGAGUUCUCGCCGGACACGCAGAUCAUACUCAGCAAGGCCAGGGAGCUCCUCGUCAGCACCAACGGCAACGGCGGGGGCGUCAAGCAGAAGUCCUUCAAGUUCCUCCUCAAGAACAUGUUCGCCUGCCGGGGCGGCUUCCCGCCGCAGCCCAGCCUCAAGGAUCCAGUGGAAACAAAACUGGAGAAGUUGUUUAAGACGAUGCUUCAAAAGAAGAUGAGCGUCCCUCGCCCGAGCAACGCGGCAUCGUCAUCGAGGAAGUAUUACCUAGAGGACAAACCAAUGGGAAGGAUCCAAAUGGAUGGUCGCCACGACGAGGAGGAGGAAGAGGAUUACAAUGAUGAAGAUAUCUUCAAGUGGGACAAAACAGAUUCAGAUUUCAUUGUUCUAGAGGUGUAAAGCAAUACCUGACACACAAGGUCAAGAUCAUUAUGUUGUGAAAUGAUUACACGGAUGUUAUAGUGCUAUCGACGCUGUAAUGAUCCCGGUGAUAGAUGUUGAACGAUGUGUUGAACGCCAAAUCGAUGAGGCGGAGGACAUAUGAUGGAAUCGGCACUGAACGGACGUGUCGACAGGCCAAGAUUUGAUCUGCUGUUCAUAGGAGGAAUCAGUUUUCAGCUUAAUUAGUCUUACUCCCUCUUUCCUUCUUUUCUUUUUGAGGGAUUACUCCCUUUGAUUUUUGUUUCGGAGGUCUGAUAUAUCCAUGUUCCAUGUAUACUCCUCUUAUAUAUAAAUUCCUUUUCACUCUC
Messenger RNA from Aegilops tauschii subsp. strangulata, 1118 nucleotides. RefSeq names its product protein NEGATIVE GRAVITROPIC RESPONSE OF ROOTS. Lineage: Eukaryota; Viridiplantae; Streptophyta; Magnoliopsida; Poales; Poaceae. Gene Ontology annotation, biological process: gravitropism; regulation of growth. The record is from RefSeq and is a predicted model, not a curated record.